Messenger RNA from Lasiosphaeria miniovina, 1119 nucleotides. RefSeq lists its product as uncharacterized. The transcript has a single exon. Lineage: Eukaryota; Fungi; Ascomycota; Sordariomycetes; Sordariales; Lasiosphaeriaceae. Bases 239 to 994 code for a protein of 251 amino acids. The record is from RefSeq and is a predicted model, not a curated record.
GCUUGUUCCAACAACGAGAUGUUCAAUGCGUACUUAUAUUAGCAGUUGUCAGCCAAAAUCCCCGAAAUCUUUGUUUGAUAAUGGCCGCGCGCGGUAUAGAAGCAUCGCCAGGCGCAACACCUGCUUUUCUUCCAAGCCAGGGUCGAUCCGAAAAAAGUGCACCAGCUAGGGUUUCUGCUGUUGCCGCCCUGCUGUCUCACUUACGACGGCAAGCUAUCUCAACACGCCAGGCUGUGAGAUGUCGUUCGAUAACUCAGAGCCGGACAGAGUGGAUGGCGAUUCAUCCAUAUUUGCCCAUCCACAGGGCGGCCCUCCCCGACUGGACCCGAACGACGUGCUUGCCAAACUCGGCGACGAGCUAGCAGACGUCGCGCUCCCAAUUUUCGCACUCGAGGCCCCAUCACGGGGCUGCCCUUCUCCUUCGCCCCUCGGCUACGCCUGCCCCUUUUUCAUCCAGAACCCCUCGGCACACUCGCGUUGCCUGAGGAGCGAUUUGCAGGGGAUGCUCUCGGUCAAAAGACAUCUCUGGGCCAGCCACAGGCGCCCGUACAGCUGCCCGAUCUGCGGUUCCCUCUUCAACACCGUCGCCGGCCGAGACAGCCAUAUCUGGGCCGACACUUGCGACGCGCUCCCCGAAGGCUCCGAGAGAGUGCCCGCAUCUGUGUCAGCCGACCAACUCGCCAAGUUAGCAUGGCUAGAUGACGCCGGGCUUUUGAUCGACCAACAGUGGUUAGCCGUCUGGGAAAUUGUUUUCCCAGGGCUUGCAACACCGGCGGCAGGGCCGAUGCUACCCAGCGAUCACGGAAGUGUCAAAGACGUGAGCUCACUGAGGACCUUCUGGGGCACUCGGGGGCAGGGUAUCACGAAUGACUUCGUCGGGUCAAAAGCGGCUCUCGCCAAUGGCCGUGGUUCAGCAUGGGAAGAACGGGAUACAACGAUGUUGCGGGCGGUGGCACUUGACCGGAUGAUCGAUAGGCUUAUCACGCACCCUUGACUGGCCAGGUCUGAUAGAACUAAUUACUUAUGGAAUCUUGGGAAUCACUGAGCGGCGGAUGAUUUAAUAGUGCUAAGAAUACUACCGUCAGGCAAUCCUCUAACUUGAUAUUAGUGAACUAGAGU